Molecule: messenger RNA, 1227 nt
Organism: Microthlaspi erraticum
Lineage: Eukaryota; Viridiplantae; Streptophyta; Magnoliopsida; Brassicales; Brassicaceae
Source: the annotation of a GenBank genome assembly
AUGGGCCAUGACACGCAGCGUGAGAUCGGACAUUCGCCUCCGUGCUCUCAUUUCCUACGCUACCUAUCUCCUCCAUUCUCCGCCGCGAUGGAUUCCUCUAAGAAUUCUCUGAUCCCCAGCUUCCUCUACGCCUCUUCUUCGUCGCCGAGAAGCUUUCUCCUCGACCAGGUGCUGAAUUCCAACUCCAACGCUGCAUUCGCCUCCGCCAAUCUCGAGAAAUCUCCUGCUCCGGCCGCGCGUUCCUCUCCGACGUCGAUGCUGUCUCAGAAGAAUUUCCUUAUCGCGUCUCCCACCGAGCCAGGGAAGAAGAUCGAGAUGUACUCACCUGCCUUCUACGCCGCCUGUACCUUCGGUGGAAUUCUCAGCUGUGGUCUGACUCACAUGACUGUUACACCUCUCGAUCUCGUCAAGUGCAAUAUGCAGAUUGAUCCAGCAAAGUACAAGAGCAUCUCGUCUGGUUUUGGGAUUUUGCUGAAGGAGCAAGGAGUCAAAGGGUUUUUCCGUGGAUGGGUUCCUACUCUUUUGGGUUACAGUGCUCAGGGUGCCUGCAAGUUUGGAUUCUACGAGUACUUCAAGAAAACAUACUCUGACCUUGCUGGACCUGAGUUCACUGCCAAAUACAAAACCCUCAUCUUCCUUGCUGGUUCUGCUUCUGCUGAGGUUAUCGCAGAUGUUGCUCUUUGCCCAUUUGAGGCUGUCAAGGUGCGUGUCCAGACGCAGCCUGGAUUUGCCAGGGGAAUGGCUGAUGGAUUUCCCAAGUUUGUCAAGGCCGAAGGAUUCGGAGGCUUGUAUAAGGGUCUUGUUCCACUCUGGGGACGUCAGAUUCCUUACACUAUGAUGAAGUUUGCUUCGUUUGAGACGAUUGUGGAGAUGAUCUACAAGUACGCAAUCCCCAACCCCAAGGACCAGUGCAGCAAAGGUCUGCAACUCGGUGUUAGUUUUGCAGGAGGUUACGUUGCUGGAGUGUUCUGUGCUAUCGUUUCUCAUCCAGCCGAUAAUCUAGUGUCUUUCCUCAACAACGCUAAGGGAGCAACCGUCGGAGAUGCGGUGAAGAAGAUAGGAAUGGUGGGACUGUUCACAAGAGGUCUUCCUCUGAGAAUUGUGAUGAUCGGGACAUUGACUGGAGCACAGUGGGGACUAUACGAUGCCUUCAAAGUGUUUGUUGGCCUGCCAACCACCGGUGGUGCUGCUCCAGUUGCAGCCAUCGAAGCUGCUGAAGCCAAAUGA